AAUCGUAAAGCAUUUGCUUCUACUAUAAAUAGCUCUCCUCUUGAUCAAAGCUUUUCACUCACCAAAGCAUCAUAUACACUUUUACUUCUCUUCUCAUCCUCUUUGUUUUUUCUCUCUUUAGCUUUUGUCUUUUCGAAAUGGCCAACGUUGAGAAUGAACAAGUGAUUGCUCCAGCAGAAGAGAACGUUGAGUUGCCAACAAAGACGGUGGAGGAGCCAGAAGUGACGGAACAGCCGGAAGAAGUCGUCACCGCGACAGAAGAAGAAUCUGAAGCACCGGUGGAAGAAACGAGCAAAGAUGUGGUUGUGGAAGAGGCAGAGCAAAAAGAAGAAGAAGCAGAGAAAGAAACGGAAGAGCCAAAGGUAGAAGAGGAAGAAGAGAAGACAGAAACUCCGGUGGUUGUGGAGGAGCCAAAGGAAGAAGAGAAGGAGGAGGAGACUGAAACUCCAGCUGUUGUUGAGGAGGAGGAGGAGGAGGAGAAGAAGACUGAGGCAGAGGAAGUUGUGGCUGCUGAGGAAGUCGCCGCCGAGUAAAGAGCAUGAAACUAUAUAUGACCUUCUUUGGUCUCAUUUCGUUGUCUUUUUAAAUUAUAUUUUAUCAAAAUUUCAUAUGUAUUUUCUGUAUCGUUUGUUUGGGUUUAUGAUGAUGUAAUCAGAUCUUUGGUUAAUGAUUGCUGGACAUUUUUUA
This is a messenger RNA of Raphanus sativus (radish), 687 nucleotides long. RefSeq lists its product as uncharacterized. The coding region runs from base 138 to 533 and encodes 131 amino acids. Lineage: Eukaryota; Viridiplantae; Streptophyta; Magnoliopsida; Brassicales; Brassicaceae. The record is from RefSeq and is a predicted model, not a curated record. The transcript is spliced from 2 exons.